Lachancea dasiensis is the source of this 675-nucleotide messenger RNA. NCBI's taxonomy places the organism in Eukaryota, Fungi, Ascomycota, Saccharomycetes, Saccharomycetales, Saccharomycetaceae. The record is from the annotation of a GenBank genome assembly.
AUGGCUUUGAAGGUUGCAGUGAUCGGUGCGAAUGGUCGUGUUGGCCAGCUCUUGUGCAAGCUGCUGAAAACCUCGGACGACUUUGAACCCCUUGCCGUUGUUAGGACGGCCGAGCAGAAGGAGUAUUUCGAACGGGAACUGGGAAUAGAGGCCAGUUUGACUAGCAUUGAAGAAAGCUCUGUAGACGAGAUAGGCGCGGCGCUACGGAGCCAGGAUGCUGUGGUUUGGACUGCUGGAGCGGGAGGCAAGGGCGUGGAGCGGAUAUUCACGGUAGACCUGGACGGCGCGAUGAAGGCGAUCGAGGCGUGCCAGAAAUGCAAAAUCGAUCGGUUCGUGAUGGUCUCUGCGGUCAACGCCAACAACCGCGAGAUGUUUUGGAACACCAAGCUGCGGAACUACUACAUUGCCAAGCGGACGGCCGACGCGAUAUUGCGUGGGUCGGGACUGCAGUACACUAUUUUGCAACCGGGGUCGUUGCUUUCCGAGAGUGGGACGGGCCAGCUGUGUCCAUUGGGUGCGCUGGAGGACAAGAAAUCGGCAUGGUAUGCGAUCCAGCGGGAAGACGUUGCUCAGUUUAUCAAAUUGGCCCUAGAGCACCCUGAGAGGACUAUACACAAGACGAUCCCACUGGCCAAUGGAGACAUGUCGAUGCGCGACUUUUUAGCCACACUUUGA